AUGAACGUAACUGAAAAUGCUCUAUUGUUUAAGUGCGGUAGCAAGGGCUAUAUUAAUCAAACCUAUACGCCGACAGAAAUUUAUAAUUGUGGGGUAGCUGAAGGAAAGAAAACUGCUAAAGAAAAGAACCCAACUUAUUCAAUUUUUUAUGAUACAUUUCUCACUGGGCAGCCUGCUGAAAGUCCUGAAACGUUUACGUGUGGUUCGCAUGGCUUCACAAAUGCGAGUUAUGUGGCAAGCGACUUUUAUGCAUGUGGUUUUCUGCAAGGGAAAGGUACAGAAACCAAUGCGGGAAUACAUAAUACAAGGCCUUCUCAUUCUCUCGCCAAAUUUACCAUACUGUUCAUGCUAGUGUUGUAUACAAUUGUCUAA
Saccharomyces cerevisiae S288C is the source of this 372-nucleotide messenger RNA. RefSeq lists its product as uncharacterized. The record is from RefSeq and is marked reviewed. Bases 1 to 372 code for a protein of 123 amino acids. The transcript has a single exon. NCBI's taxonomy places the organism in Eukaryota, Fungi, Ascomycota, Saccharomycetes, Saccharomycetales, Saccharomycetaceae.